AUGCUUUCAAAUGCUCUUCCAUGGGCAGCGCCAACUUCUUUGGUUGGAUUUUUGCUUGGAAUUUUGUCUCUUUUAACCUAUCACUUUCUUUUACUCAACUUGGUAGAGUUCUUCUCAAUCACAACGCUUUUUGUUCUCUCCAUCUUUUUUAUUUUGACACAUCAUGUGCUCAUCAGAUUCGUUCUUCCACAAGCAGUUGAUUACCUUUCUCCAUACACCGACCGAGGCUCACAGCUUCUUCCAGAUGGCUUUCGGUCAAAUCUCUCAAUUGCGUUUUGCCUCGGUGGCGUUUUUGCUGCAGGAUUAAUUUUCUCUUAUCGGUCUCUACUUGACCUUCCCCAUCCUCGUAUUGUUUUUCCCUUUGCUGCUUAUCUUGCUCUCCUCGCUUUCUUUCAUUGGUCGGAGUUCUUCGUCUCCUCGCUCACCAGCCCUUCACGAGCAGAUACUGACCUUUAUCUUCUCGGCCAUAGCCCUGAAUAUCUUGGAGCUAUGAUUCUCAGUUUCUUGGAAUACUGGUUGGAAAUCUACUUUUGGCCUACGAAAUACACUUCUCUAAUGUUUGUUAGUGUUAUCGGGCUUGCUAUAGCUGUAGCUGGGGAAAUUAUACGCAAAACUGCAAUGCUUACUGCCGCAGAUAAUUUCAAUCAUUAUAUUGAGUAUACACCACGUAAAGACCAUCAUCUUGUCAGAAGUGGUAUCUAUGCUUUCUGUCGUCACCCGGCCUAUUCCGGUUGGUUCUUUUGGAGUGUCGGUACCCAAAUUCUCCUCGUUAAUCCACUUUGUUCCAUUCUCUACCCCAUUACCGCUUAUGUGUUCUUUAAAAGCCGUGUCAACGCCGAAGAGCGGUCUCUGCUCGUCUUCUUCGGUGAUGAUUAUCGGGCUUAUCAACGCGAGGUCUCCACCGGCUUACCGUUUAUUCAGGGCUAUAUUGAAGAUAAUUGA
Rodentolepis nana is the source of this 942-nucleotide messenger RNA. Lineage: Eukaryota; Metazoa; Platyhelminthes; Cestoda; Cyclophyllidea; Hymenolepididae. The record is from the annotation of a GenBank genome assembly.